Molecule: messenger RNA, 1326 nt
Organism: Saitoella complicata NRRL Y-17804
Lineage: Eukaryota; Fungi; Ascomycota; Saitoellomycetes; Saitoellales; Saitoellaceae
Product: AAA-domain-containing protein
Exons: 6
Coding region: 1-1326 (441 amino acids)
Biological process (GO): vacuole organization; endosomal transport
Molecular function (GO): ATP hydrolysis activity; ATP binding
Source: RefSeq, a predicted model, not a curated record
AUGAGUCACGUAGACUUCUUGGGGAAAGCAAUUGCACACGCAACAAAGGCCGUUCAGGCGGAUCAUGCAGAGAACUAUCCGGAGGCUCAUAAGCUGUACCUCCUCGCCCUCGAAUGCUUCAUGACUGCAUUGAAAUACGAGAAGAACGAACGAGCGAAAGCGACGAUUCGAGAACGUGUUACGGAUUACAUUGAGCGCGCCGAGACGAUCCAGGAGUACCUCAAACAGAAAGAAACGCGAAAGGCAAUAGGUGCGAAUGGCACCUCUGCAGGCACGACGGUCGGUAAAGGCAAUGGCUCUGGGAGUGGGAAGAAGGGAAGUGAUGAGGAUGAGGAGAGCAUGGAUUCUGAAACCAAGAAGCUCCGUGGCGCACUUUCAGGCUCAAUCCUCUCCGAAAAACCCAAUGUCCACUGGGAAGACAUCGCCGGCCUCGAAGGCGCCAAAGAAGCCCUGAAAGAAGCCGUCAUCCUCCCCAUCAAAUUCCCACACCUCUUCACCGGAAAGAGAAAACCGUGGUCCGGAAUCCUACUAUACGGACCCCCGGGAACGGGAAAGAGUUAUUUGGCAAAGGCGGUUGCGACGGAGGCGAAUGGAACGUUUUUCAGUGUGAGUAGCAGUGACUUGGUCAGUAAGUGGAUGGGAGAGAGUGAAAAGCUUGUGAAGCAGCUCUUCACCAUGGCACGGGAGAAUAAACCAGCGAUCAUCUUUAUCGAUGAAGUCGACGCUCUAUGCGGGACCCGCGGUGAAGGCGAAUCAGAGGCGUCGAGACGUAUCAAGACCGAGCUGUUGGUACAGAUGAACGGUGUCGGGAACGACGUAUCCGGGGUACUCGUCCUCGGCGCGACCAAUAUCCCCUGGCAACUCGACUCCGCCAUUCGACGAAGAUUCGAACGCCGUAUUUAUAUCCCCCUCCCAGACGUCAACGCUCGCACAAAAAUGUUUCCCCUAAAUAUCGGCACAACACCCACGAAAUUAACACAAAAAGAUUAUCGCGCAUUGGCGGAAUUGACGGAGGGUUAUUCCGGUGCCGAUAUCGCCGUUGCAGUCAGAGACGCGCUCAUGCAGCCCAUCCGCAAAAUCCAAUCCGCAACCCACUUCCGCGAAGUCCUCAUCGACGGCAAGCGCAAACUAACCCCAUGUUCGCCCGGGGCCCAAGGGGCGACGGAGAUGUCUUGGAUGGAUAUCGGGGCGGAGGAGUUGUUGGAGCCGGAGUUGACGUAUAGGGAUUUUGAGAAGAGUGUGAAAGGGGCGCGGCCGACGGUUAAUGAGAGGGAUGUGCAGCAGCAUAGGGAUUUUACGAAUGAUUUUGGGAGUGAGGGGGCGUGA